Molecule: messenger RNA, 3566 nt
Organism: Cydia splendana
Lineage: Eukaryota; Metazoa; Arthropoda; Insecta; Lepidoptera; Tortricidae
Product: 28 kDa heat- and acid-stable phosphoprotein-like
Exons: 6
Coding region: 153-680 (175 amino acids)
Cellular component (GO): cytosol
Molecular function (GO): RNA binding
Source: RefSeq, a predicted model, not a curated record
UUUUGGCUUAUCUGUGCUCCAAUUCCGGCAAGAACGUCAACUCUAAAUUUGUACGAAAUUAAAUUUGCUGACUAAAAUCUUCUAGCGCACUAAACGACCUAAUAUUAUUGUUUGAAUAUUAUUUAUCUUAAGUAGUUUUGUUUUAAUUCAACAUGCCACGUGGUAAAUACACCAAUCAUAAGGGCCGCAACCGCAAGUUCACCAGCCCCGAGGAGUUGGAAGAACAACGAAAGCAGGAGGAGUUGAAACAAAAAUGGAGAAAGGAGCACGGUGGAGAUGACGAGAGCUCCAGUGAGGCAGAAUCGGGAGAUAACAAAUCUGGCUCAGGCAGCAGUGACGAAAGUGACUCAGAUGAAGAUCACCCAACAAAAGCAAAGGGAGUCUCUGGUUUAAUUGAAGUAGAAAAUCCCAACAGAGUGGUAAAGAAGAACAAGAAAUUGGCCAGCUUGAAUACCUCACUAGGAGAAGGAGAGAAACCUCAGUUAUCUAGACGCGAGCGCGAGGAGGUGGAGCGCGCGCGCGCGGCGGCGGCGUACCAGAAGGCGCACGCGGAGGGCAAGACCGAGCAGGCGCGCGCCGACCUGGCGCGCCUCGCCAUCAUCCGCCAGCAGCGCGAGGAGGCCGCCAAGAAGCGCGAGGCCGACAAGAAGGCCAAGGACGAGGGGCCCAAGAAGAGGUAGACAAGCAAACUCCAAGUAGGUCGCACAUCUAACAUCUUUUGCAAUUAUACAUGCUCAUAAUAUCAAACUCGGCACCUUUCAAUCUUGGUUUCCUGCAGUCCUGUGAUGAUUGCAUGAAUUGUGUUAUGAAGACAACUUAUCGUUAUUUAAAAAAAAUGCUUUAUCUUGUCUUUGUAAUUGUGAUAAACGCGAUUAUGCCCCCUGAAGUCGGAAAGAGGUAAAAUAUCCCAUGAGCAUCCGGUAAGGGAGUCACCACACUCGUCGACUUAACACAGCCCACCAAAUUGGCCCCGUAGACAACAUGCCAAUCGCUAACGCUCCGUAGCGAACGAAACGCAACUGUCACUGUCACACUAAUAUGGAAGAGUGAUAGACACAACAAGGCUUCAACAAGCUUCGACGGCGAAGCGCAAAUGAUCGUCUCCUUGGCCACCUGAUCUGUUGUGAUCACCCAUCGCACCAGCGCUGAUGAGCAUGUUUUCUUUGCCCGCGAGGCAUUCUACUUUUGGUAAACCUCGCUGGCAGUGUGAAACUUUUUAUUUACAAGGGUUCUAGAUUAUCUACAUCUUUAUAUACAAUUGAACCAUACAAUUCAUAUUAGAGAAUGAAAAGUCGCUUUUUCGGCGCUGGUCGGACAGGUGCCAUGCCACUUGUAUUUUUUUUGUAGUGGGGAAACAGUAAACUGUUUAAUUAAAUGAAAUAAAUAUAUUGCUGUUUCAUUCUGUUAUAAAAAAAUCUGCGUCCUUACUUACGUUACUAAAAAAUAUUCAUAUGUAGCGCAUAAUUAUUUUCUAUCGUAUUUUCACGUAAACGUACGAACGUGUCUUGCUAUUUCAGUCAGUCUCUGUACAAAAAUUACUGAGGUUGACAGAAGUGGUAUGACAAAUACGAACGUUUCCGAGACGAUACGAUGGAAAACAAUUAUGCACCACAACUGUACUGUAGACGAGGGUAAAGUGCACUACAUUUAAUCCAAACGGCUUCAAUCGCGUUUAUAAAACAUCCGACAAGUCGUUGAUAUUAAGCUGAUUCGACGUCUAAAAAGUGUGUUGACUCCCUUAUGUGACGUAAAUAAUUGUCUAAUGAUACUUAUCAUGCAUAAUAUACAUUAUAUUUAUUGACCCGGUUUGAUUAUGUGAGACUGUCGUAGCUAUAGUUCCAGUAAAGUUUUUUUUAUGUAUAAAUUUCCCAUUUCCAUUGUACUUCCAUUUGAAUUUACCACUAUAUAACAGGUAUAAAAGCAAUAAUUUAGAUUUAUAUAACCCACAUUCUCAAUAUUUGUUGUGCUUAUAGAAAUCUCGUUUCGGUGUACAGAUGUACGAGUAGUGCAUAAUUAUUUUCCAUCGUAUUUUCACGGAAACUUACGAACGUGUCUUGCUAUUUCAGUCAGUCUCGGUACAAAAAGUGCUGACAUUGACUGAACUAGCAUGACAAAUACGAACGUUUCCGAGAAAAUACGAUGGAAACAAUUAUACUCUACAAAAAUAUAAAAGUAACGUUUAAAAUAUUUGUUCAUGGACAUAGGUUCUUUUGCACAUUGCCUUUUUGCUACUGAUAUAUAAAAUAAUCAAUUGUGUAACAGGCACUGCCAAUCUCAAGCGAGUGACCAAUAGUAAUAAGGUUUUGCAAUCUGCUGAUAUAUAUGUCUUAAGAUUCUGUGAGGUCUGUGCGUCCAUAAUACUUUUAACGAUAUGUUUUGCCAGCAAAUGGGAGAGUAUUAAGUUUUGUACGUCUAUUGUAUUGUAAAAUUGUGUCGAGUCAGGUCUUAACAUUCACCAUAUUUGGAAUAAUUGAAUAUUACUUUGGUUCUGGACUUGAUGUAUUUUUUGUUUAUUUGAUUAAGAGUGCACUAGCCUAAUGCAUUAUCAACCAUUUUGUAACACAAAUCUCGACUUAAAUACUCUUCGUUUGUGGUUUAAAUCACUGUCACUUAAUAAUUUACUCUCCGCACUUUUAUCUCAAAUAACUAUAUCUGUGUUACUGCGACAUUUGAGUUUUGAAAACGUAUUAUUUUUUUAUCUGCCUAUACACAGAAAGGGUAUACACAGAAAGACAAAAAAAGUGUUCGUUCUGUACCCGAAAAUCAAACCACCGGCUUUUUUUUGGCUUACAUCGCCCGUCAUCGGUCCUGGUCCUGACGCAGUUUUCGGAAGUAUUUAAAUUGCGGACAUUUGUAUGAAUAACGUUCUUAAACUGUCGGAAACAAAAAACACAAAAAAUACAAUCUGUGUAUGACCAGCCUGCCUACUCUAUUGAAUCUAGUGAUUUCUUUAACUUAUUUUUGACCUGUCCAUAAAAACGUACAUUUGUGUAUUGUCUAGUUGUUAUUUUCAGUUUGCAUGAUGAGAACAGACUUAUUUGUUAUUAUAAGUGUACCUAUAGCUUUAGAAAUUUGAUGUCGCAACAAUAAAAUUAUGAAGUUCGUUUACAACAGGUCUUUUAAAAUACUUACGAAUUUAUUUGCACUCUUUUGACUUAUUUUUCUGAAACUUAUUUUAGACUGCAUAUAAUGAACUUCCUUUUAAAAUUAUACAUCGGAAGACCGUUCCCAACUGUACAAUAUGUUAUGGUAAGUACUGAUUUCAUGUCAUUAAUUAAUGAAUUUUGCAAUUUUUAAUAUGAAUUAUGUAUAAUUACAUUUUAUUGUUGAUUCUAACAUUCAUAUAGUUUGUGUACUCUUUCAUACAAUUAUUAUAAAAUUAAGGUGUUACGAUAUUGAAUAGAUAUUGUGUACAUUGAGGGUACGUUAUAUUUAUCUAUAUUUACAAAUCCACCAGAUAGUACUAUGUAUGAAAUUGCUUAGGUCUAAUUUAUUAGAUAGUCUUACUAGACAAUUUUAUAUGCGAAUGUGUAUAUCUAUACAAUAAAUUGAAAAUUAUGAAUGUA